Myripristis murdjan (pinecone soldierfish) is the source of this 420-nucleotide messenger RNA. RefSeq names its product p53-induced death domain-containing protein 1. The record is from RefSeq and is a predicted model, not a curated record. Lineage: Eukaryota; Metazoa; Chordata; Actinopteri; Holocentriformes; Holocentridae. Gene Ontology annotation, molecular function: protein binding. The coding region runs from base 1 to 420 and encodes 139 amino acids. Gene Ontology annotation, biological process: signal transduction. The transcript has 3 exons.
AUGCCCAAUAAAGCACAAGACGAUGCUGUUAUCAACCUGAAGACAGUGCAGGAGAUCUCCAGCCAGCUCGGUUUUGAGUGGACGGUUGUGGCUUAUGAACUCGGCUUCACCCGAGCUGAGAUCGGCCGGUUCCACACCAAAUCCACAGAGAAGAAAGUCCAGGCCAGGAACAUGCUGGAAAGCUGGUAUGAGCGGUCACUGGACAAGCCCAAUAAGACCAAGCUGCUGCAGGACGGGCUGGAGCGAGCAGGCAGGCGGGACCUGGCCGAGAGGCUGCGCUGCCUCCACUGGGGCCACCAGAAGCUGAGCCAGAAGGUGGAGCUGCCCUCCGCCUUCCCCUUCCUCGUCACUGUCCACAAGACCAUCCGCAACCAAGACGGGUUACGCCGGAUCAACGAGCUCAACCGCAGAUACACCUGA